Meleagris gallopavo (turkey) is the source of this 4073-nucleotide messenger RNA. The record is from RefSeq and is a predicted model, not a curated record. Lineage: Eukaryota; Metazoa; Chordata; Aves; Galliformes; Phasianidae.
UGCUGUGCCGUUCGUCGUCUCUGUGAAGAAUCCGGAGAACGAGCGCUUCACGGCAGCGCCUGCCCGCACUGCGCAGUGCUGACACGCAGGGCUCCCGUCCCAUCCCGUCCCGUUCCGCCCUGUUCUGCGGACACGGCGGUAGCGCGGUCGGGGCUCCGCCGGCUUGGCUUUAGAAGCUGGGACGGGAGCAGCAGUAGUGAGACGGGUGAGGCUGAUGCCAGGCAGGGAUGCGGGAGCUUCAGCUGUAAGCGUAAGGUGUAGCUGGGAACCCUGGGGGUGCGUGUGCGAAAUUCGGUCUCUUGUACCUCGGUCGGCACUCGGGAGCGGUCUGGCGGCUCGGCUCCCGUAGAUCCCUAGAGAUGGGAGCGCAGGGCUCGGCGUGUGUGGCGCUUUCUGCGCUCCCAGCAGAGCGCCCAACGUAAUGCCUCUGGAGCCUGACUGCAUCUCCUCCCCUCCCCCUGCCGCAGUGUGGUUGGCUGCUGAGCGUCUGGUGCCCGCGUUUCUGCUAGAACGGAGGGCAGCGCGGCACUCAUCGCUGGAGCUGCGCGUCGCCGCCGCCCGUGCUUCUCCGCAGCUCUGGGGCAUCCGGGAGUGCCGGCACUGGACGAGCCGCUGCAGGCAUCCAGGGCUGCAGGACCAGGACUAUGUCCACCAUGGUGUACCCAAGGGAGGAGAAACUGGACAAACUGAGCCAAGAGGAGAUAAUUUCUAACACCAAGCUGGUGAUGCAGGGGCUGGAGGCUCUCAAGAAUGAACACAACUCCAUCCUGCACAGCUUGCUGGAGACCAUCAAGUGUCUGAAGAAGGAUGAAGAAGCCAACCUUGUGCAUGAGAAAUCCAACCUGCUCCGCAAGUCAGUGGAGAUGAUUGAACUGGGGCUUGGAGAAGCUCAGGUGAUGAUGGCACUGUCCAACCAUCUGAAUGCGGUGGAGUCAGAGAAGCAGAAGUUGCGUGCUCAGGUACGGAGGCUGUGCCAGGAGAACCAGUGGCUGCGUGACGAGCUUGCCAACACCCAGCAGAAGCUGCAGCGCAGUGAACAAACUGUGGCUCAGCUGGAGGAGGAGAAGAAACACCUUGAGUUCAUGAACCAGCUGAAGAAGUAUGAUGAGGAUGUCUCUCCUUCGGAGGAGAAAGAAGGUGACUCCACCAAGGACUCCCUGGAUGAUCUGUUUCCAAACGAGGAGGAGGAACACGGUCCUGGAUUGCCCCACCAGCAUAGCAGUGCAGUAGCAGCUGCCCAGCAAGGAGGCUAUGAGAUUCCUGCACGCUUGCGCACCCUCCACAACCUUGUCAUCCAGUAUGCUUCACAAGGACGCUACGAGGUGGCUGUGCCGCUCUGCAAGCAGGCACUGGAGGACCUGGAGAAGACAUCAGGCCAUGAUCACCCUGAUGUGGCCACCAUGCUCAACAUCCUGGCUCUGGUGUACAGGGAUCAGAAUAAAUACAAGGAGGCAGCGCAUCUCUUGAAUGAUGCUCUCUCCAUCCGUGAGAAGACCCUGGGAAAAGACCACCCUGCAGUGGCUGCAACUUUGAACAAUCUGGCUGUUCUCUAUGGCAAGAGAGGAAAGUACAAAGAAGCGGAGCCACUUUGUAAGCGAGCCCUGGAGAUCCGUGAGAAGGUCCUAGGUAAAGACCAUCCUGAUGUGGCCAAGCAACUGAACAAUCUGGCCCUGCUGUGCCAGAACCAAGGCAAAUAUGAGGAGGUGGAGUACUAUUACUGCAGGGCCCUGGAGAUCUAUGAGAGCUGCCUGGGUCCUGAUGAUCCCAAUGUAGCCAAGACCAAGAACAACCUGGCCUCCUGUUACUUGAAGCAAGGCAAAUACAAUAAUGCAGAGGUGCUGUACAAGGAGAUCCUUACCCGUGCUCACGUGAAGGAGUUCGGCUCUGUGGAUGAAGAACACAAGCCAAUCUGGAUGCAUGCAGAGGAGAGAGAGGAGAUGAGCAAGAGCAAGCACAGAGACAGUGCUCCCUACGCUGAGUAUGGCGGCUGGUACAAGGCCUGCAAGGUUAGCAGCCCGACUGUGAACACCACUCUGAGGAACCUGGGUGCGCUGUACCGGCGCCAGGGCAAGCUUGAGGCGGCGGAGACCUUGGAGGAGUGUGCAGUUCGCUCUCGGAGGCAGGGCAUUGACCCAAUCAACCAGACGAAGGUGGUGGAGAUCCUGAAGGAGGGUGAUGGCACAGAGAGACGUCGGAGCCUGGGUGGCAGCGUCAAGUACGAGAAUGCCACAGACGGUAGCGAGGAAGUGAGUAUGGGCGUGGAAUGGAGCGGGGCUUAAAUGCCUCCCGAGACUCCCUCUUUCCCCUCCACCGCAAUCAAUCACCCGGAUGUUUGUGUUGUAUCUUCCAACUUUAUCCUCCACACCAUCCCUCCUUCCUCGGCAAGAACUCCACGCCAGUCCCCCAACCCUCCCGGCGCGUGAGGGCACCACAGCACCUGCAGAGGAGUGCCUGGGACCUCGUUCCAGUCCCGUGGCCAGUAAGAGCAGGAGGAAUCUCCAUGGAUCUGCCUGCUCCCCCUGGUCAGGGUGGUGGGCCACCAUCCCCUUGUGUGCCCUCACCUCCCAGCCUGCCCUUGCACAGCUCUGGGGACCAAGCCUGCAGGGGAGUGUCUUCAGGUGUACUGACUCCACCAUCAUAGCUUGUUCCCUCCAUCUCUGCAGAGGCCUGGAUGGAGGUGUGAAGAUGGGAGGGCUGUUUAGGGAGGCAGAGGCCUGGCCUUGGCAGGACUGUUGUGUGCCCAGUUACUUUCUUCCCUGUAGGCAUAGCUGAUGUUAGUGCCCUGUAGUGAACCUGCGCUGACCACCAAUGAGUUGGGCUCUACCUGCAGCAUAGGACAGCCUCCCUCUUGCUCUCCUCCUCCCGGCUGAGGUCUGCUACUUAGGGCCAGCAUGUGGAUCUCUGCAGGGCAUGGGGAUGGAGGGUGGCCCAUAGUUACUGCACAUCUGAGCUAGGAUUGGGGGUGACAGCCAAGGGCUGUGCAUCAAACAGGGACGUGCAAGGGCAAGUGUGCAUAGUUGCCAACUCCUGAGCUGAUAAUGUAGCUGAGUUUCUUGCUUGGUGGUGUUAUCAGCUGCCUGUUGCUCUGGGGUCGUUGGAUGUGCGUCCUGAGAGGAGAAGAGGUGAGGGUGAAGCUAUAUGCUAUUUCUUGGAGGCAGAGGGAGGAAGGGUGGGAGGAGAGCAGAACUCUUCUGCGAGCAGUUAGAAGUGGCUGAGAUGGAGAACAGGCUGGUUUGAAGUAGAGCAGGUGAGAGAAAAAGGAGGUGCAGAGAAGGGUGUGAGGAAAGGAAGAGCUGGGGCUUGGGGUGUUCCAAGCAUGAGUGGGAGGUGGGCUGGCUGAAGGGGGAUUUCUGCAGGAGGUAAGAAAGAACAGGCCAGGGAAGAACAGACCACAUUGCUCAGGGAGGAGUUCUUGAACACAGGACGUGGCUUAUGAGGGGUGGCCCUUGGGGUUGUGACUUGCUGUUCUUCCUCAUGUAGAGGGCAGGAUUGUCACUCUGUUGCUCCCAGGGAGGCAGUGCUGCCCUGGGCUUCUGUGGGGGUGGCUCAGUGCCUCUGAUGGGACUCCACCGGAGUGUUGUCAGUCACUGCUGAAGAAGGGGAUGUUUCCUAAAGUCUUCAGCCUCAUGCCCUCAGAUGCACACCCUCAUCCUACCUCCUAUAAAAGUUGAGCCUGGGGAGGCUGCAGGCAGCAGGACAGAGCCCACAGGCAGCGCAGGAUUCCCUCCUCCCUUAUUUAUUUAAGUAGGUAGUUUCUCUCAUGCUAGUCAUCUGGUAGGCUAUAAUAAUAAAUAUGCUUGUCUGUCUGGGCCUGGCUUUCCUGUGGUGAUGCAGAAGCCUCGGGGCACUUGCAUACUGCUCUCCUGGGAACUGGUGCUUGCUGAAAGGAGAUUUAGGGGCUGAGGGCUCUAGAGCCAUGCCUUCCCUGCCCCUCUCUCCUACUCCUGCUCCAUGCUGUUGGAGUGUGGUGAGUCCCCAGAGUUCAGGCCUCAGCACCAUCUGCCUCUGCUUUGCCUGCCAUGGACCUGGUGCUGUAACAACUGUACCUGUGAUUAAAGGGAGACAGAUCUGAA